AAAAGGCAGGACAGCACCGGCCAGUGGACCGAGACAGCGGACUCGGGAGACGAAGAACUAGAAUCAGCCCAUGCGCCUUAUCCCGGAAACAGUGGCAAGCUUUGAACAGAUCUUAAAUUUAUUUCCAAAAGAGAGCUUGGCUGUAGGGUGGGAGGCGGGAGGAGUCGAGCGGGAGAGUUAUGCAGUUCGGGAGAUGGUGUUUAGGCCCCAGCGAGAGCGAGGAUGGCUGCAGGUGUGGCGGGAAGGAAGAGGACGAGUCAGGGAUGACUGCGGUGCUUCUGGCAUGAGGAACUGGAGGUUGGAGAUGCCAUUUGUCAAACUGGACAGCGGAGGAGGAGCGAAUCGGGUGUGAGAUGCCCGAGGGGCACCUGGGCUCCAGAGUGGAACUCCAAGGUGCUCAGAUACUGGAGCCAGGUACGGACUUGUGAAGAGUUCCAGAGCCCCAGCUCAGCAUCCACUGCCAUGGAGCCCCCACCCUUGGGUCCUCUUCACCAUGGCCAGGCGACCCCGGAGCAGCAGGGCGUGGCAUUUUGUCCUCAGCGCAGCCCGCCGAGAUGCGGAUGCCAGGGCUGUGAGCCUGGCAGGCACCCCUAACUGGGGCUACGACUCUGAUGGGCAGCACAGUGACUCGGACUCUGAUCCAGAAUACUCAUCUCUGCCGCCAUCCAUCCCCAGUGCUGUGCCUGUGACAGGGGAGUCCUUCUGUGACUGCGAGGGCCAGAGUGAGGCUGCCUUCUGCAGCAGUCUGCACAUGGCCCACCGUGGCAAGGACUGCCGCUGCGGAGAGGAGGAUGAGUAUUUUGACUGGGUCUGGGAUGACCUAAAUAAGUCGCCGGCCACCCUUCUUAGCUGUGAUAACCGCAAGGUCAGCUUUCACAUGGAGUAUAGCUGUGGUACUGCGGCUGUCCGGGGCACCAAGGAGCUGGGGGACGGCCAGCACUUCUGGGAGAUUAAGAUGACCUCACCUGUCUAUGGCACUGAUAUGAUGGUGGGCAUUGGGACAUCAGAUGUGGACCUGGACAAGUAUCAGCACACGUUCUGCAGCCUGCUUGGCAGGGAUGAGGACAGCUGGGGCCUGUCCUACACAGGGCUUCUCCAUCACAAGGGCAACAAGACAAGUUUUUCCUCGAGGUUCGGCCAGGGCUCCAUCAUUGGUGUGCACCUGGAUACCUGGCACGGGACGCUGACCUUCUUCAAGAACAGGAAAUGCAUAGGGGUAGCAGCUACCCGGCUACAAAACAAGAAGUUUUACCCAAUGGUGUGUUCUACAGCAGCAAAAAGCAGCAUGAAGGUGAUCCGUUCUUGCGCUAGCAUGACUUCCUUGCAGUACCUGUGCUGCUACCGUCUGCGGCAGCUGCGACCAGACUCAGGGGACACCCUCGAGGGCUUGCCCCUGCCACCUGGCCUUAAGCAGGCACUACACAACAAGCUAGGCUGGGUCCUGAGCAUGAACUGCAGCCACCACAAGCCUGCUGUGUCCUCACCUAGGGCAGCAGAACUGACGAGCCCCAACAGCCCAGAGACCAGGCCCUGCCAGAGAAAGCGCUGCCGACGGACCUGACUUUAUUUCUGAUGAAGACUGCCUUCUUAGCCUGUGACUGGCAUUCUCUCCACCCCUGCCCUCGUUCCAUCAGGCAGGCAGGAGAGAGGAGAGCUGGGCUGAAAUCCAUCUGGGGUUGUUCGAUCUCCCCCAGGGCCAGCAGUCUUGCUCCAGGGGCUCCAAGGCCCCAGUCUGUGAGUCUACCCAGCGGCCUGUGCCGGGCAGGGUAGAAGCCAUACCUGUGCCGCUAGCAUCUCCUUGAGUGUCUGGGAGGAGCAGCCUGAGCAUCUCUGGACCCAGACUGUGGGCCUGGGAGGCUGGGGCGCAGGCGUCCACUGCCCCAGGGAAGAGAAGGGCUCUGCUGGGGCCGUUCUUUCUGUUCCUGCCAGAUCUGGGUUUUUUCUUAGCUCGCUUUGCAUGUUGUCAGCUGCUGCUCCUGUCACAGAGACUUUAGUAAUUGUAACAGAUGCCCACACAGCUGUAAGAUUAAAGAGUCCACCUCAA
Molecule: messenger RNA, 2044 nt
Organism: Chinchilla lanigera (long-tailed chinchilla)
Lineage: Eukaryota; Metazoa; Chordata; Mammalia; Rodentia; Chinchillidae
Gene: Spsb3
Product: splA/ryanodine receptor domain and SOCS box containing 3
Exons: 8
Coding region: 494-1561 (355 amino acids)
Biological process (GO): proteasome-mediated ubiquitin-dependent protein catabolic process
Cellular component (GO): SCF ubiquitin ligase complex
Molecular function (GO): protein binding
Source: RefSeq, a predicted model, not a curated record